This is a messenger RNA of Aspergillus homomorphus CBS 101889, 2821 nucleotides long. RefSeq lists its product as uncharacterized. The coding region runs from base 169 to 2649 and encodes 826 amino acids. The transcript has 2 exons. NCBI's taxonomy places the organism in Eukaryota, Fungi, Ascomycota, Eurotiomycetes, Eurotiales, Aspergillaceae. The record is from RefSeq and is a predicted model, not a curated record.
CCUUCUUCCUCUCUAUUCUUCUUUAUCUCAUUCUCCAUCUUUUCAUUCAAGGUUCUCAUUCAUCCUUUCGUUAUUCAUCCCAAUCAUCUAUUCCUUCAUCCAAAUCCACCCUCAACCACACCCCAAGACAAAUAAAAACCCAGAUACCCAAAACAAAACAAAACAAAAAUGAGCGAUCUCCCCCGCAACACUGAAAUCCUGCUCCCCUCCCUCCCGACCAAAACCGUCACCUUCCACCCGACCCGCGCCACCAUCGUACGCGAAAUCCCCGCCACCAUCCACCCGGGAAACAACACCCUCAUUAUCCACGGCCUCGACCCCAAGACGGACUUCGACUCGAUUCGCAUCGAGGGGUCGGGCCCCGCCUGUGUGACGGAUUUCCAGACGGAGGUGGUGCGGAGUCGGCUUUUCCUGGGUGAGAAGGAUGGCGAGGAUGGGAGUUGUAGUGAUGAUGAUGAGGAGGGUUCUUCAGACGAGGAAGAUGAGGAGGAGGAACCGGAAGAACUCCGGCUGGUGCGGACGGAACUUGGCGCUGCGAAGGAGAGGUUGGCGUUGGCUGGGGUUAGGAGAGAUGUUUCUGGGAGCGUGAUUGCGUUCUUGGAGGAGCAGAGACGCGGGUUGGUGGUCAAUCAGUCUGGGUCAGGGUGGGAGAGACAGCAGCAGCAGCAGGUGGAGGUGUGGAAGGUUGGGGAAUUUAUUGAUGUGUUCAAUAAGCGGGGCAGUGAGGAAGGGGAGAAGCAUUAUCGGGCUGGGGUGGAGGUGGAAGAAGCAGAGAAGGUGGUUGAGAGGUUAACGCUUAAGGCUGAGAAGGUGGAGCGGCGGGUAUAUAAGGAGAAGAGGAAGAGGGAGGCGGCGCGCGAGAAAGAGAGACGGGUAAGGGAGGCGGGGAAGAUGCAGAGGAGGGAGAGGAAGGAGAGGCUUGAAAGGGAGCAGAAGCAAUUCCGGAAAGCUGUCGUCGGUGAGGUGGUAGUUCAUCUCGAGGGAGACGCUUCCUCCACAGUGGAGGAUGGUGAUGAAGACGACAACCACAACACCACUACCUCCAAGUCCAACGUCAUGCUCCGGCUGAGUUAUGUCGUCGCGGGUCCGACCUGGAUGCCUCGGUAUGAUUUGAGCAUCAACACUCCGGCCUCGUCGGCCAAGAUGGUCUAUCGGGCCGAGUUUCGUAAUGCUUGCUCCGAAACGUGGCGCGAGGCCCGCGUAACCUUAUCCACCUCGCAGGCUUCCUUUUCGGGGCUAGGCGAGUGCAUCCCCUCUCUCAAAGCGUGGCAGCUCACUGUCGAGGCCGAUAAUAAGAACCAGGAGCAGAUCUCGUGGGAGAAGAUUCUGCGUAGCGGACCGGAACAACCCCCGAUUGUCCAACCACUGAAACUGUUUAGACCGCAGCAGCAGCAGCAGCAGCAACGUCAGCAGCCGGUCACUGGAUCGUCUCUCUUUGGGGUUGCAAAUGUACAGCCCAACUCUCAGCAGCCGGUGCAGUCGGGAGGAGGUUUGUUUGGCACUGCACAACGUCCCGCAGGAACGUCCAGUCUAUUCGGCCCUGGAUCAUCAGCACCACCGCAGCAGGCACAGAUAGCAGGUGCACCCGCAUUUGGUGCACAAUCAGCCCCUCCACCACCGGUUCCGUCCGCUGGUCUAUUCGGUAGCGCUCCAGCCAGUUCAUCUCCGCACCCUACCAGCGGACCUCUGUUUGGCGGAGUCCCAGGGGCCAUGAGUGGAAGUCCGUUUGGAGGAAGCUCCAGAGGCCCAAUGGGCACAGUGACCGCAGCCAUGCCGACAUUUGGCUUUUCUUCAAGGGCAGCAGCACAAGUAUCAGCGAUGCCACCAGCACCCCUUGCGGCGGGGAACCCUGAGCCAUCCGAAACUCCGGACAACGACGUCCACGAGGCCGUCCAGCAAGAGCUGGAUGUUUUGUCACCACCAACACCAUUGACCGCAGACCUCGAACACCAGGACUCCUUCCAGCAGGACUACGGCCUCACAACGACCUACGAUCUUCCCGGCCGUCGCACCCUCACCCCCUCCCUCGUCCCCCGCCGCCACCUCCUUGCCGACCUCGAUCUCGACUCCGUCACUUUGGCGUACAUGGUCGUGCCUAAGCACCGAGCCGCAGCUUUCCUGCGGGCCGAGAUCCAGAACUCCUCGUCCGUGAGCCUCCUGCGCGGAAAGGUUGGCAUCACCAUCGACGGGACCUUCCUCGGGACCGCGGACGUGCCGAGCUGCGGACCGAAGGAGUCUUUCACCUUGCCGCUGGGCGUGGAUCCGCUGAUCCAGGUGACGUACGGCCGGCCGACAGUGCGGCGGGUGACAGGCGGCAGAGGGCUGUUCUUCCAGAAAGAAGAGGCGGCGGUGUUCCGGCGGACGUGUCGAGUGCGGAACACGAGGAGUAACGCCGUCGUGGUGACGGUCGUCGAUCAGGUGCCCGUUAGUGAGGACGAGCAGUUGCGAGUGCAGAUCUUGGAGCCGAAUGGGUUGGUCAAGGAAGGGGAUGAAGUGCGACAUGUUGCGCAGGUGAAGGAAGGGAAGGUGCGGCUAGCGAAGAACGGCGAAGUCAAGUGGACGGUUAAGCUGGAGCCUGGGAAGGAUGUGCAGUUGGUGCUGGAGUAUGAGGCGAGGGUGCCGGUGGGAAGCGAAGUGAGUGAGGUUUGAGGAUCUUCUUCCUCACAUUGAGCAGGGUAUAUUAUAUCUGGAUAGGAAUCCCCGCCACCUGAAGACUGACACAGAUAGCUUCAGUAUUUCAUGCUCAAUCUGCUUCACAGUUAGUCAUCAUCUCCAGAUAGCAUUGAGAUGAAAGCAUACAAUCACAAACCAAUCAACCAAC